AUCAUGCUCAAACGGGUCCGCAUUGCGUUGCGUGCAUUUUUGUUGCGAACCGCUAGAGUUUGGACGUUUCUCUGUUAUCUUCUGAGACGACAAUUCCUCGCCGUGAGCCAACAUCAAACGGUCCAGUAUCGGAACCUGCCCCUAUCACCCCUGUCCAAACAUCGGUUGAGUUUGGUCAAGCGGAAGGUUCUCGUUCUAGACUUGGAUGAGACGUUGAUACACUCAUACCACGAUGGAAUGCUACGGCAGACAGUGCCUUCCGGCACCCCCCCGAACUUCGUGCUCAAGGUCACCAUCGAACGUCAUCCCGUGCGCUUCUUCGUACACAAACGACCUCACGUAGACUACUUUCUGGAAGUAGUUUCACAGUGGUACGAACUAGUCGUGUUCACUGCGUCCAUGGAAAUAUACGGAGCAGCUGUAGCUGAUCGGCUGGAUAACGGCCGCGGAGUCAUGAGGAGAAGAUUCUUCCGGCAGCACUGUACGCUCGACUACGGAGGCUAUACCAAAGACCUGUGCGCCAUCAACCCGGAUCUCAGCAGUGUCUUCAUCCUCGACAACUCGCCAUCGGCUUACAAGCUCUUCCCGGAUAACGCGAUUCCUAUAAAGAGUUGGUUCAAUGAUCCAAACGACACAGCCUUGUUGAAUCUUCUUCCAGUGCUAGAUGCCUUGAGAUUUUGUUCGGACGUACGAUCGAUAUUGAGUCGGAACCUUCAUCGUCAUCACAUGUGGUAGAUACACCAUUUCACCCGCUACUGGAUCGGGACUCCAAUGAAUCGAGCAGCAUCCCUGAGACAUUCUGGUUCGCGCACGACGGGAAUAAUAUCAUCAACUAUUUUCGGCAGGAUCGUACGCGCGCAUUUGUACCUCCAGAUUCUAUCCGAUACGUGCGUACCCGUUCGUUCCCUCGAGCCUCAAUUCUCACAUGUACCAUAUUUGAGCUCACCGGUAUGUCUGGGUGUUUCUUACA
Galendromus occidentalis (western predatory mite) is the source of this 970-nucleotide messenger RNA. It is a transcript of the gene Dd, whose product is annotated as CTD nuclear envelope phosphatase 1-like protein dullard. The transcript has a single exon. The record is from RefSeq and is a predicted model, not a curated record. Gene Ontology annotation, molecular function: phosphatase activity. The coding region runs from base 4 to 735 and encodes 243 amino acids. Lineage: Eukaryota; Metazoa; Arthropoda; Arachnida; Mesostigmata; Phytoseiidae.